Plasmodium malariae is the source of this 2280-nucleotide messenger RNA. RefSeq names its product STP1 protein. NCBI's taxonomy places the organism in Eukaryota, Apicomplexa, Aconoidasida, Haemosporida, Plasmodiidae. The transcript has 4 exons. The record is from RefSeq and is a predicted model, not a curated record. The coding region runs from base 1 to 2280 and encodes 759 amino acids.
AUGGAAAAAUGCUUAUCCCUGGAUUUAAGUGUUAAAGGUUUUGGGGCAUUUGAGUUCUAUUUUCAACCAGAAUUUACAACGAUUCGAUCACAUGUACAAAAAGUAACUCGUAGCUUAUAUAAUGAGGACAAUAAAGAAACGUUUAGGAAUACAUGCCUAGAAUUGGCUAGUUAUCUAAUUAAGAAUAAGACUCCAUCCAGAUACUAUAUGAAACAAAAAGAGAGGUGGGAAGGGGCAUUAAAGGAUUGGGUAAAAUCUUUCUAUAAGCCGCUAUAUAACGAAUUUGGCGGAUGCUUUCCGAUUUUAGAAGAAAAGGAUAAAAAUCUUUUAGAAUUAAACUAUGAAGCAUUAAAUUUCUGCGAUGAAAUGAAAAAAAAAAAGGCAGGAAUACAAUGUCUUACAGGAGAACAUGCAAUUUCAGAUAGUUGUGAUGAGACAUGUUCAAAUAAAAUUUAUGAAUAUAAUGCAUGGAUUCAAAAUGAAAAGAUGAAGUUUAAUAAAAAGAAAACGCUCAUUGAAAGUAAUUGCAAAAAGAUAUUACCCAAAUUUCCAACAAAUAAAUGCAAUAUACAUAAUCCUAAAACAUUUAAUGAACUUCCUAUAUGCACUGUUAAGCAUGCACUUACAACUUCUCAACAGGAUUCCCCAGAAAAAAAAACAAGUAUCUCAGAAGGUGGUCAAACAAUAGAUAGCAUUCCAUCUGAACUUCAAGUUACAAAGGAACAAGGUUCGAACAUUCCACAUGGGAAACAAGAACAACUUGUUCAACAGGAUCUUCAACCUCAAACUGAGACACUAUCGUCAACAGAAGCUUCAGGUACUCAAGGUGACACCAAGAAAAUUCAGGAUUCUCAAACUAAAAACGAACAAACAUCAGGAGCUUCCGAGCACGAAGAAAAAAAAUCAUCAUAUGAUUCUACAUUUCCUUCAAAACCAGAAGCAUCGGUAGAUCCCCUUAGGAUCGAAACAACUGCAUCUAUUCCUGCAUCUAUUCCUGCCCCACUUUCACCUACUCCUUCUUUACCCCAUAUAUCUUCAGGUCAAGUACUAAAAAAAUCUAACAAUUAUAUAUCAUCUAUUUUAAUAAGUAUACUUACUAUUAUUAUAUUUUCUUUUUUUAUUAAAUACGUAUUAAUAGGGAUGUUUAAAAAAAAAAAAAAGAUAAAAAGAAAACAAAUGAAAUUCCUUAGAAUAAAAGUACCUUCACGAUUUGAUAGAAAAAGUAAGUUUUUCACAGAUGAUCAUCUAGAACACACAAUAUAUGAUGAUGAAGAAAUCAUAAAAAAAAUUAAAAUAAAUGAACGUAAAAAAAAAGUAAACUUGUCGAAGCAAAAAAAAGACAGAUCCAAAACCAUAAUAGAAGUACAUAUGGAAGUACUCGAAGAAUGCAGAAAUGCAGGAUGGGAAAAAAAUAAAGAAGAAUUCUUAAAAAUAUUCAUAGAUAAGUUCACAAAAAAUGAACAUAAUGCCUAUCCUAAUUUAACAAAUGAUGAUUUAAUAACAGAAAAUAUUAAAAGUGGCAAUGAUAUUACAAAACAAAAUAUUCUAUGGAAUAAAUGGAUAGAAAGACAUAGAUAUAUUUCUGAAAAAUUGAAAAAACAGUAUUGGUUUAAUAAUUUAAAAAAUGAAUGGAAAAAAGAACUAGCCUGCAUGCAAGAAAUAGAAGAAAUAAAAAAGAAAUCUUCUAAUGAAAAAUACGAAAUCUCAGUUAUAGAAAGGGAAAAAGAUCCAUGGAAACAGUGGAUAUCAAAAAAGGGUAUUCUUAUAGAACAAUAUUUGGAACAGGACUUUUUUCAACGAUUCGAAGAGGAUUUUCACAAUAUAUCAGAUGAAUAUGUUAAUGAAGAUACUAAAAAUUAUGUAACUCUAAUAAAUAUAGAAGAACUCCAAAAAAAAGAAAAUUAUGAAGAAUUAUAUAAAUAUAUAAAAAAAAAAUUAUUAGCAAAGCUGUGUAUUUUCGUGCUUUUGACUAUAUUAGAAGAAUGUAAAAAAGAAGUGAACUUUGAAAAUAGAGAAUCAUAUUUGGAUAGUUGCAUUAAUGAAUGGAAGAUAGAAGAAAACGCAGAUAAAAAACCAGAAAUUACAGAAAACCUAAUUAAAGUUAGCGACGAUUUCCCAGAAAAUAGAUUAAGUAAUAAAAUUCACCAUUAUACGGAGGAGGACGACUUUAAAAGGCGUAUGGAAGAAUGGAUAAGAGAAGACGAUACAUACGUAAAUUCUAUAGGUAAAGAUGCAAUAAUAGAUAAAUACAAUGAAAUAGCAGAAAAAUAUUUUUUAUAA